This is a messenger RNA of Suillus discolor, 399 nucleotides long. RefSeq lists its product as uncharacterized. The transcript has a single exon. NCBI's taxonomy places the organism in Eukaryota, Fungi, Basidiomycota, Agaricomycetes, Boletales, Suillaceae. The record is from RefSeq and is a predicted model, not a curated record. The annotation marks the transcript as partial. Gene Ontology annotation, molecular function: nucleic acid binding.
CUUGGUCUUUGGUUCCCAGAUGAAGACUUCGCAUGUCAGUCCCCUCUGCCGGAUUUCACCUCGACUGACACGAUAUACUUCAUGGAGGCCUUGGCAGUCUGUUCGGCGAUACACGCCAUACAGAACAUGCCAGAGGUGCCUCCUCGUAUGCUUGUCUACACCGACAAUACAAAUGUCGUUGCUAUGUUCAACACGUUACGUGCGGAGCCCCAGUACAACUCCAUCUUGAUUUCAGCUAUGGAUGUGCUCAUGGAGCAUGAUGUGGACUUGCGCGUCGAACAUGUUAGUGGACGCACAAACAUUAUCGCUGAUGCACUGUCUCGUUUUCAGAACGAGUGUGUGCUUCGAUCUGCGCCGAACGUGCAGAUCUUUGACUUCAAGCCCCCUCGGAAUGCACUG